Hymenoscyphus albidus is the source of this 570-nucleotide messenger RNA. Lineage: Eukaryota; Fungi; Ascomycota; Leotiomycetes; Helotiales; Helotiaceae. The record is from the annotation of a GenBank genome assembly.
AUGCGUUUGUCCACUACCAUCCUCUUCGGCGCUCAGCUUUCUGCUUUGCUUGCCAUGCCAACAGCAGAAAUCAGCAAUGCAGAAGCAAGAGACACAGAAAACACGGCUACAAAUCCAGCGCUUCGUGAGAAAAUCGCCAUGGGCGCUCCAACAGAUAAACAACUCGAUACAUCUUCCCCAUUGGGGGCCAUUUUCAAGAAACGGGAAAUCAACACGAUUGAGAGUUACUCUGGUCCUUCAAGAGGUCCCGGUCACGAAAAACUGGAAAUCAACACAGUUGAAGAUUAUUCUGGUCCUUCUAGGCGAGGUGCUGGUCACAAAAAACGGGAAAUUAACACAGUUGAAGAUUAUUCUGGUCCGUCCAGACGAGGUGCUGGUCACAAACGAGAAAUCGAUACGAUUGAGGAUUACUCUGGUCCUUCAAGACGAGGUGCUGGUCAUAAGCGAGAAACCUCUACUGACGCCGGCUACCAGAAGAUAGAAGUUAACACCGUUGGGAAAAAGUCGGGACCAUCACCAAAGGGUCGUGGUCACAAGCGCUCUGUUGGUAACGAGGAGUUUGGACUCUGA